Molecule: messenger RNA, 2776 nt
Organism: [Torrubiella] hemipterigena
Lineage: Eukaryota; Fungi; Ascomycota; Sordariomycetes; Hypocreales; Clavicipitaceae
Source: the annotation of a GenBank genome assembly
GGUGAACAUUAUAAAUGUAUGUAUGGUUCGUUCUUGAUAAGGAUAAUAGUAGUAGAGAGACUGUGUGUGUAUUUUGUUAUUUUGCGGCAACGACAACGGCAUUAUAUAUUGCAUAGUUGAGCGUAGCCUAGGACAAAAGGUAUUAGAAAGCUGACAUAUCCGAAUGCUCAUUAUCAAACUAAGAUUCCGCCUGCUUAUAAAUUACCACCAAUUGCUCCCGAUGUUGCGCUCGAAGUUGAUGGUGUUGCUUUCAAUGUCAACUGCUUUAGGCACCCACUAUUCAGCUUGCCCAGUUAACGUGCGGCACUCAUUCCGCAUCUAUUUUCGUAAUUGUUGUCAGGGUAAUCUAAAUAGUGUAAUUAAUUUCUCAGCGCGCUGCAAGCUCACUCUAUUCCAAUCUAAUUCUAUAGAAAACCACCCAUAAUCUCUAAUAUUUCCAGGCACCCUAUUCCCGCCGUUAUCAUCAUCAGCUAUCCCUCAUCAGAUGAUCCUCUAUUAUAUAUUCUACCUGUUGGUGAAGUCUCUGGCGACGUCUAAGCACACUCUCUUUCCUCUCAUUUGAUAGGUCCUCGUCAUACUUGCGACCCAAGUUAUCAGUAAUCAUGUGAAGAUAGCCGUACUGUAUUCCGCUCCUGACGGCUGCUUGAGCCAUCAUCCCAAUCUCUGGAUCUACAAAAUCCACCUCGUCAACCAGUUCAGAGUGCCAACUGCGUGUUUCGUGCAAAACACUACCCAGCGUUAUGUGCAUACCGACAAUUACUGAAUCCUUUCCACAAUGCUCAACAGACGGCGCUAGCACAUUCUUCCACUUUACCAUGCGAUUAUUGACCAGUGACUGACUGCCGGUUGCUAGCCACUCGUUGGGCACGACUUCUGGCUUGAGGCCCCCAAGCUUACCGAGGUAGAUGACUUGCUUGAUUUGGAAACUGGCGGCAAGCUUGUAGAUAACCUCUCCUGAAAUGUCACCCCAGAACGCAGGCCUAAAUCCCAGGAAGGCGACUAGGCGACCGUUGAACGGCUUCAAAAUCCACUGCCAUGGGCCAUUACCGCUCCACUCCGUGGAUCCUGUGAGUCGUGGCAGAUGCCAAACCAGCCCGAGGAUAACUGUGUCCACCUUGUUUCCAGGGAACUGAUCAAUAUUAGUGGCGUGAAGGGCCGUCUGUAUGUCUGAGCAAGAGACCGGUAUAUACGAGACUCUCGAAGACGGAGUCAGGCUAUCACCUUGUUUUUCUCUGAGUUUGAGGUAGUUGGCUAUAAUCUCUGCAUAGUGCUCUAUGUGGUCGUAGCCGGGGAAACAUUCGAUAUAGAGCGUGUCGCCCUCAACACGGGCAGUCGGUCGUUCCCAGUUGAAUGGUUUAUCUCUCUUCUCCCCGUCGAAUGGGAUAGAUUCCGAAGAGUAGCGACAAUAGACUCCGUGAACUAUAAUCUCUCUAUAAGCUCGCUCUAGAACCGCUUGGUGGACCUUGAUUUCAAGAUAUUCCAGCAGUGAGAUGCCCAUCGUAUGAUUGUCUACAUCCGCAGUGUUUCGAGGUCGCAUCUGCCUACUCCGAGCAUUAUAAUGCCUCCCAUAGAACUUAGCCAAAAGAGGUGUAGGUGGAUCACAAGGGACGGAAACAUACCGGACUGAGCUGAAUUCAUUGUUCCGAGGAGGAGACGGUGGCCGGGAAGGCGUCUUUGGGACGUUGACCGGAUUUUCUCUGCUGAUAGCGGAUCCCAUCUUGAUAGAUAUAGAAAGAUGAUGUUUCAUACUUUCAAUAGUCUUUAUAGAUAGAAAACUAUAAGGUUUUGUUUGCCCUAUCUUAUCUCGGAGUAUAGCCAUGCAGCCAUAGAGCCCAACUAAGCGGCCCAACUGAUCAGCCUGACCAAGCAGCGUCAUUCGAGUUACACAAAUAGUAAGACUUCCCCGUAAAAGUUCCGAGCUGAGAGCCCUACAGAAUUGUGUGUCGGUGACCUCUUGCCUGGCCCUCUUCGGAACUUGUGGCCACCAAGUAUAUCAUUGGGCCCCAAUCGUUUCUUAUCUGAAUGAGGGCGAGGGGUUCUAGAGCUCCGUUUGUUUAAGACAUGGCAUGCAGCGGAUUACACCCACGCGUGGGCAUUUUUUCAAUCAUCAACGAUGAACAAGGCCGUGUACUUAUCGGCCGCCGGCUUAGCACCCUAGGAAAAGGGCAUUGGGGAUUCCCAGGAGGCCACCUUGAGCAGGGCGAGGACUUCUUUCACUGCGUAGAGCGUGAAACGCUGGAGGAGACAGGCCUACGGAUUCGAGCGACUAAAGUUGUCGGGUUGACCAACGACAUAUUUCCUGAGUUGAACAAGCACUAUGUCACCGUCUUUACAACGUGCGAACGAGUAGACCCGUGCCAGCAGCCACAGAGGUUAGAAAUAGAGAAAUGUGAGGGGUGGGUUUGGAAGACCUGGCAGGAGAUUGAGAGUAUGGCGAAGGGAGAGUGUGGGAAUGAAGAGCUGUUUUUGCCCGUAAGAAAUCUAGUGCGAGAGAACCCGCAGCUCAGAGCAAGUCUGGAUUCGUGAUUCCCGAUUUAUAAUUUGAAUUUUUUGUUACUGUGCAAUCCGAACUUCCGGCAAGGCGGGCCGCUCUCCUAUACCUGAGCCGUAACCCGCCGGUGCUCAGGGCUCUACAAAGUCUGAGGAUUGUUAAAAAUGGGCAAGUUGAUCAGUGGUACGACGGUGUUAACGCCACUCGGGCACCCAAGUCUCAGCAUGCAUAUGCCAAGCUGUAGAUGUAGGCAUCUGCCGGUUCGUGUAGUCAAGUCCACGUAGG